Salvelinus sp. IW2-2015 is the source of this 2802-nucleotide messenger RNA. Its product is annotated as immunoglobulin superfamily containing leucine-rich repeat protein 2. Lineage: Eukaryota; Metazoa; Chordata; Actinopteri; Salmoniformes; Salmonidae. Gene Ontology annotation, molecular function: protein binding. The record is from RefSeq and is a predicted model, not a curated record.
GGAAGAGAAAAUGUCUCGUUCCUACGCGUUCUUCCUGUCCUUAUGGAGCUCUGUUAUUGGAGUCGGACACGGCUGYCCUGAACUAUGCGACUGCUCCGACAAAUACGGACGCCACUUCGCUGAAUGCUCCUACAAAGACUUGGUUGACAUCCCUGAAAAGUUGCCCCCCAACGUGACCACUCUGAGUCUCUCUGCCAACAAAAUAUCUUUGGUGGAGUCGGGCAGCUUCGACAACGUGACCCAAGUCACGUCCUUAUGGAUGGCCCAUAACGAGAUAGUCACCAUCGAASYGGGCGCCCUGGCUCCCCUGGUCCAGCUGAGGAACUUUGAUGUCAGUCACAACAAGAUGGUGGACUUCCCUUGGGAGGAUCUCCAUAACCUCACAGCCCUGCAGCUGCUGAAGAUGAACCACAAUGAGAUGGUCAGUCUGCCUAAAGACUCCUUCUCUAACCUCAAGGACCUGAGGUCUCUCCGCCUCAACAACAACAGGUUCACCACUAUAGCGGAGGGGWCKUUCGACAGCCUGAUCUCCCUGUCUCAUCUACAGCUCUAUAACAACCCAUUCACAUGCCACUGUAAGAUGGACUGGCUGAGGGACUGGAUUCUAAAGACCACCGUAUCGGUCCCAGAACAGAACUCGAUUGUCUGUGACAGUCCAGAGCAGUUGAGAGGAGCGGUGAUCGUGAAACUGUCUGAGUCAAAGUGCAUGGCCCCUAAUGUUAGCAUAACGCCCGAGCCCAACGUUCAGAAUAAAACACUCUAUGAAGGCACAGUGUUGAUCCUGAACUGUGAGAUCAAAGGGAACCCAAAGCCAGACGUUAUCUGGAAAAUCCACACAAACCGUCAAAGUGUAGAGUACCCUCUGUCCACCAAAGAUAAAGAAUUAGCAGAAUCCAAUGAAUCUAACGAGGAUUCUAAAACGGCAGACAAACCAUUUGAAAUGUUCCAUAACGGCACUCUAGUCAUACCGCGCCUCAGUAAAAAGGACAAUGGCAACUACAGCUGUUCCGCCACCAAUGAGUUUGGUAAAGAUGACGAUUCACUAUCAAUAGUAGUGGUAGUACCAAAACCACCACCACCUCAACCUGUUGGAAAAGUAAUUGACCCACCAGUUAUUAUUAAUGGGGAGAAAAUCCCCUCAGUACUUCAACCUGUGAUCAAAACCUCCAGUAAUAACCCUUUUAAACCAUUCAAUAUUCCCCAUUUGGAGGGAAAGUACAAUGUCUUCCCAACCUUUCCUCCCAUUGAAGUUGACACUGAGCGUACAAAGCAAGUGCCCAAAUAUCCGCCCCGUGCAACUAGCAAAUGUACCUUGACCAGUGAGACACAGUACAUCUCUAACCAGGCCUUCAAUAUAAGCCUGGAAGAUGUCAGGCAGUAUACCUUUGACUUUGGAGUCAUAGCCUUAGAYGUGUCAGAGACUGAGGCUAAAGUUAGACUCAAUCCUCUCCUCCUUCCUAAAGACAACACAGACAUCCGUCUCAGCGCCUCAGAAGGGUUCCAUUCCGUCAACAAAGAGCCUCCCAACCAAUCAGAGGUAACCAGGAGAGCCCAGGUGGACUCAGGGCUGUAUCUGUGUGUCACYUCAGACCACAGACACUCAGCCAUCCAGUGGUCCAGGAUGGAAGAUGGCGUCAACACCUAUCUGUUCCAGGACCUACGCCCCGGCGCCAACUACUCCCUCUGUCUCACCUACAGAGGAGAGGACUGUGAGGUGCAGGUCCUCUUCGCCACCAGGAAGAGAGUUCCUAACCUGCUGAUCAUUAUAGUCGUCAGUAUCUGUCUCCUCACCGUCUCCACCGUGCCCCUGCUGGGGGCCACCUGCUUCCACCUGGUCUACAAAUACAGGAACAAGACCUACAAGCUCAUCAUGAAGGCUAAAGACCACCAGCAUCACAUGGAGAGGAACCUAGUGGUCAACUUCAACCUGAGGAACUCGUACGCCGAGUCACAGACGCAGAUCACAGCCAGCGAGAUGGGGGAUGGRGAGGACGGGGAGUCGGAGAGCGGGGGAGAGAGAGAGAAGGACGUGGAGGGGAGUGUGGUGACYGAGUCGUUCACUCUGUCUCAGUACAGAGGGAAUCUGGAUGAGUGUGAGAUGGGGUCAGAGUUCAGCGAUAGGUUACCWCUAGGGGCGGAGGCUGUUAAUAUCUCUGGGCAGUACAAAGAGCCACACCACUGAUCCUGUUGUUGUUGUUGGUAUUUGAUAGAUCGUCUUGACUAGACAGGYUCUAGUCAUCUUCAGUCAUGGUCACAUGUAACGUAAGUCUCACAGUAACUGUUUAUCGAUCCAUGAGAGAAGAACCUGUGACCUGUCGUUUUUUCAAAAUGGCUGCCGUAUCAAUGGCCUGGAUACAGUGUAGACAAAGUCAUAGGUGCUUCCGCUUUUGAAUGGAAAAGUAAAGAAGGUAGUUUCUUAUGUAUGCUGUGAAGAUUAAGUAAAAACAAACCCGUCUCUGUAGUAAAAUAUGUAAGCCUAUUCUAAAAAUAGACCCCUCCGGUGUGCUCUUAACAGGGACGUUUCCAGAGACUUGUUAUUCAGUUAUUCAGUGUAGUCUCACAGGCAAGGAGGCAAGAAGCUUUUAACUGUAUCUAAAAAUGUCUCUUCUUAAAGUAACAGAUGCACUUAUGAAUGUCUAUGUUAAUAUAUUGUAGGCUAUCAAUGCUGUUUUUUAAUCUAGAGUGAAUGUCCGCUUCACUGUUGCCAACAAACCCUAUAGCUGUGUGUCACAAGCUAUUGUUGUAAGUCAUUUUACAGUAACCUUUAACCUGGUAUUGUGUCAAUAAUAUACAGUACCAGAC